GCAGCAGUGCAGUUAACUCUAACCUCACAAUUUGGUACAUUUUAGGUUAAAUCUCUCGGCAUAAAAUGGUAAAAAACAUGAGAAAUUUCGUAAAGGAAAUAACUGAACUGAAUGAUAGUCAUGUCCAUAUUAAAAAUGUUGAUCAGGUUAAUAAUGUAAUCCAUGGAUUAAUAACUGGGGGGCCUAAUAAACUUCAUGUUUUGUCUGAUUUUGACAAAACAAUAACCAAACAGCAUGAAAACGGCAAAAUUCAUCUAAGCAGCUUUGGAAUGUUCAGCAAGUGUCCCUCGGUUUCUGAAGAACAUUUAAAAACCGUUGAUGUUUUGGCUAAAAAAUACAGACCUAUUGAAAAUGAUCCUACAAUGCCCAUUGAAGAAAAAAGUAUUCUGAUGGAAGAGUGGUGGUUGCUUUCAGAAAAAGCUUUAGUGGGAUUGCAAGUUAGUCCUAAGGAACUCGAGGAUGUUUGUUUUGAAAUUGGACCUUCUCUAAGGGAGGGCUCAAAAGAGUUGUUCGAUUCUUUUAAUGAAGUUCAGAUUCCGGUACUGGUAUUUUCAGCUGGACUAGGCGAUACUGUCGUAGCUGUUCUAAAACAUUGUAAUGUUCUAUUACCUAAUGUUGAGGUCAUAUCAAACUUUUUAAAAUACAGCGAUGAGGGAAAGAUUAUGGGUUUUAAGGACAGGCUUAUUCACUGUUAUAAUAAAAAUGAAUUUGCUAUAAAAGGAACUGAAUUCUAUAAUAAAAUAGUAGAAAGAAGUAAUGUGAUAUUGUUGGGAGAUUCCAUCGGUGAUGCUGGGAUGACGGAGGGAAUGGAUCAUUUGGAAAAUGUGUUGAAAAUUGGAUUUCUCUAUGAACGGAGUGAAGAGUACCUGCCAAAGUACAUGGACACUUUUGAUAUCGUACUAGAAGACGACCAGACAAUGAACGUACCCAGGGCUAUUUUAAACUUUGUGCUAAAUUAUUCUAAACAUCGACAAGAAGAAGGUGAAAAAUAAUCAUAUGCUGAUUAUUCUAGCUACUAUUUAUUUGCUCUCUAAGAAGAAACGUAGAGAUUCACUGCAUGCACUACUGAAAAUACUGAAAAAAUUCCAAGCACUUAGUCGAAACCUGUACUUAUUAUGUAAUUUCUUUUUACAUUUUAUGCCGAUAUUGAAACUAAAUUCUAAAUAAAAGGUGCAGCUUUUUAUGUCCCAGUAAA
Molecule: messenger RNA, 1195 nt
Organism: Anoplophora glabripennis (Asian longhorned beetle)
Lineage: Eukaryota; Metazoa; Arthropoda; Insecta; Coleoptera; Cerambycidae
Gene: cN-IIIB
Product: 7-methylguanosine phosphate-specific 5'-nucleotidase
Exons: 6
Coding region: 66-992 (308 amino acids)
Biological process (GO): lipid metabolic process
Cellular component (GO): cytoplasm
Molecular function (GO): lipase activity; magnesium ion binding; 5'-nucleotidase activity
Source: RefSeq, a predicted model, not a curated record